Hydractinia symbiolongicarpus is the source of this 1351-nucleotide messenger RNA. RefSeq lists its product as uncharacterized. The transcript is spliced from 2 exons. Lineage: Eukaryota; Metazoa; Cnidaria; Hydrozoa; Anthoathecata; Hydractiniidae. Bases 226 to 1254 code for a protein of 342 amino acids. The record is from RefSeq and is a predicted model, not a curated record.
UUUUAUUUAUUUAUAUUUUUUUGACGUUUUAGUGGUUAAGUUUUGGUUUUGCAAAAAAAAACAACCUAUCUUCCUUCUGAGGUUUCAAAGAAUAGUUGUAUCAAUAAUUUCACUAUUUUUUUCUUAGGACGAGAAGAAGGUAAAGGGGUAGAGACGUGAACAUUUGUUCCAAAACUCUUCAGUUGAAGUACAGUCAUUAGUGAGGAUAGUGGCAAAUAACAAAAGAUGUUCAAAGUUUAUUCAUUUCUUUUGAUUGGCUUGAUCACAACUAGUUGUUUCUUCUUUUAUUGGAGUGAAAUACAUGCUAAAGUCUUUACAGCAGUCCAAACUGUCCAAGCGAGUAUAUCAGAUAUUUCAGAAACCGACACAAACAGCACAAAAUGUUCAAAGUUCAAAAAAUUAAAGAGAAUAUUACUAGCUGUUAACUUUAAUUACCCUCACUAUAGUGCUGUCCCACUAUUGCGAGAAUUUUAUGAGCCAAUCUUUGGAAAGAUUAUAUUUUGUGGAGAAAGUUACGACCAUUCUCUUGGUGUGAUCCAAAUUGAAGAGAACCAAGGUCGACUGGGAUAUAUGUGUGUGGUGACUGCCAUGAAAAUGUACCCUGGUUUCAUUGGAUACAUUCAUACCAAUGAUGACGUAAUCCUAAACUGGUGGCAAUUGAUUAAACUUGAUUUUACAAAAUUAUGGUUCUCUACACCAUUGGAUAUGACUAAAGCUUAUGUGUUCACACAACCGGUACCCACAAACUGGUGGUGGUGGAGUGACAACGAUACUGCAGGUCGAUGCAAGAGAUCAUUCUAUACGCUUAAAGCGAUGCUUAAUGCAUCAACUCAUCCAACUAUUCCAUCGCAAAGAUACUUGCAACAAUAUUACCAUAAUACUAACAACGUGGAGUUGUGUUAUCCCCGCUAUGUGGAUUUGUUCUACAUACCACAAGAUUUAGUAGAGUCUUUCGUGAUAUUUGCAGAUUUUUUUGCGAGAGAAAAACUGUACCUAGAAGUAGCCAUGCCAUUAGCUUUCACAUUUUUUACAAACGCUACGAACCAUCAUGUGAUGAAGGGAGUAUAUUUACCAGAACUAUUUAACCGAAAUAACAAGACGUAUCUAAGCGGAGAGGCUUUUUAUAGAAUCUACACGAUUGACUUAUUUUUUGUACAUCCAUUUAAACUCUCCGGACCCAUGAAGUUAUCUAAUCAAAAUAUAUUUUCUAAUGUUGUUAAAAAGUAUGGUGAUGUGGUACGAAAGGACUGCUAGCUUGAGAAGUUGUUUAGUUAACUUUCCUUAUUCUUAGAACCAGUAACAUAAUAUUUUAAAACAUUUCUGGUAGAAAAUUUCAAAAACACAUUUUUAA